GCAGGACGGAGCUCAAUCCGCCUCACAAAACUCUGGAUUAACUUUUAUUUUAAUUUAUUUGAUUUGAUUUGUGACGUCACUCCGCACGAGGAAGUGGAGAAAUUGGUUUGUAAAUUCAAGGGAAGAAGAAGAAGUGAAAUUUCUUAUGAAUGGGAACGUGACGGAGGCGGUUGCAGGUUUGAUUCCCGCUGCAGUCGAUGAGAAUCCUGUCAAAACCUGUGGACUCGGACCGGCUCGCUCACUAGCGAUGGAGGGAGGGAGCCCAGGAGGAAAUCCCAGCGCUGCCUCGUCUCGGUCAUUUCCUGCCCAGGCUGAGGCGGAAGACGGCGCUGAUUGGAUCUCUGCACCGGCAGCCUCUGAAGAAACCGCUCCCGACACAAACAACGUGGGCCGGCCCACCCACGACUACCGCUGCCGCCGGGGGGAGGCGACCUCCUCCACCUCUGACAGCCGAGAGGAGCGAGCUCAGAGUCCCAGCGGCUUCAAGACGGAGGACAGUCAAGAAGAACCUCUGAGUAAAGACGACCAGGCUGCCGAGGAGCCGAAGACACCGGCUCAAACUGAGCACCAAACCCACCGAGGUCCACCUGCUGCAGAUCAACAAAACCCAGAAGCUUCUUCUCCUGCAGAAGAUCCGACUGCUUCCACUUCUGACAAACACCAAAACCAGCAGGAGCGAACACACUGCCUCUCCAGUUCCCAGGCACAGGAGCCUCCCACUGAAUCUCUAACUAAAGAAAACCAGACCACAGACGUACCAGCUCAGCCCAGUACCACAGACCACCAAAGCCAUCAGGAUCCUCCUCCUACGGACCAUCAAAGCCAGAAGGAUCCUCCUCCUCCAGACCAUCAAAGCCAGAAGGAUCAUCUUUCUGAGGACCAGCAGACGCAGAAGAAUUCUCAACAACAAAACAAAAACAUUCCUCCUUCGACAGAACAACAAAAACAAGUUUCUCUCUCUACAGACCAGAAAACGCACAAGGUGCCUCCUAAUCCUAAAGACCAACAGAUCAAGAAGGAUCCUGUUCCUAAAUCCCCAAAAACCCAAAAGGAUCUCCAUUCCACAGUCCAACAAAACCAAAAGGAUCUUCUGUCUAAAGACCUGAGGACCCAAAAGGAUCUACCUUCUACAGUCAGACAAAACCAAAAGGAUCUUCUGUCCAAAGACUUAAAAACCCAAAAGGAUCUUCCUUCUAAAGACCUGAGGAUCCAAAAGGAUCUUCCUUCUACAGUUCAACAAAACCAAAAGGAUCCCUCUUUGACAAAACAACAAAAACAAAAGGUUCCUCCGUCUACAAGCCAUCAGCCCCGGCAGGAUCCUCCUCCUGCUCAUCCUCAGACUCCAGAGCUCCGAGCUCCUCUGUCUUCACCAGCCAACCUCGGUCCAGCCGAACCCUCAGCCCUGGCUCCGCCGGUCACCAUCGAGGCGUUCUGUGACCAGGUCCAGCCUCAGCCUCAGACUCCCUCCUCUUCCUCUGGGGUGCCCAAACUGUGCGGGUACCUCCAGAAGCAGGGCGGGCCUCUGAAAGCCUGGAAGCAGCGCUGGUUCACCUACGAGGAGAAGAAGAGCCAGCUGUUCUACUACCGAACGCCGCAGGAUGUGACGCCGCUGGGCCGGGUGGAGCUCGGCAGCGCCACCUUCACGUACCCGCUGAAGGCCGAGAACGGCACCUUCCACAUCCAGACGCCUGAACGCACCUUCAUACUCAAGGCGGUGAGCCAGCAGGUCAUGCUGUACUGGCUGCAGCAGCUGCAGUUGAAGCGCUGGCAGCACCGAGUCCAGCAGUCUGCAGGCUCCCCCGGCUGCUCCGACUCCACCAACAACAACAACAACAGCAACGCUCCCGACGACUUCCUGCCGAUGCUGACGAGCCCGCUGGGCCUGGUGGGCGAGGACGCGGCCGGCCUGCAGACUCAGAUGGCGCUGUUCCCCAACGUGUCGCUCAAACACCCGCUCAUCGAGAUCCAGAACUCGGUCCACAGUCUGCGUAAGCGGUCGUCUCAGGAUUGGAGUCAGAGUGUGUUUCAUGUUGAGAUUCCUCCCAGCCCGGCGGCCUCAGAGCCUUCCACCCCGAGGACGCCGGUGGAGCCCCCCACCCCGACGUCUCCCGCCUCGCCGGCCGACCCCGCGGGCCGCCGCUCGCCAGCCGACCCCGCGGGCCGGCGCUCGCCGUCGCUGUUCGAGAGCCAGAGGAGCCGCAGGAAGAAGAGCCGCAGCUCGUCCACCUUGCCCGUCAUCCGCAGGGACACGUCCUCCUCAGACAGGAUGUCCCGCCUCCAGCAGGAGAAGCACAUGCUGGCAGAGGAGGUCAAAGCGCAGAAGGAGCUGGUGUGGCUCCUCCACAAGGCCCUGGAGGCCGCUCAGCUGGAGAAGCGAACCUGCGGCGAGUUCCUGGCGGCGAAGGGCGAGCAGGAGCGGCUGGAGCUGCUGCGGCACCGCGAGCGGCAGGCGGCCGACCUGCGCAGCCGCCUGGAGGAGGUGAAGACGGAGGCGGAGGCGCUGAGGAGGAGCCUCGCCCAGCGGGACGCCCAGCUGUCCGAGCUGCAGGAGAACCUGAGGAUGAUGAUGGAGAAGAACCAGGCCAAGCAGGAGGUGAUCGUGAAGCUGUCGGACCAGGUCACCGCCUGCAUGUCCGACCCGCUGCACUCCCUCUCCUCCCCCUCCAACGGCCUGGACUCUCAGACCUUCAAGCAGCUCCAGCAGGAGAUCGAGAACCUCAAGGACGACAUCGAGGCGUACAAGACCCAGAACAAGUUCCUGAACUCUGAGAUCUACCAGCUGACCAAACUGUGGAGGAAGAGCUCGGAGCAGGAGAAGAGCCUCAUGGUGAAGUGUGCCUACCUGGAGGCCAGUAACUGCCAGGUGGAGAGCCGCUACCUGGGCGUCCUGCGCAAGCUGCAGGAGAGCAAAGCCCUGGAGGCGGGCGAGCGCGAGGCCGUCAAGAAGCUGAUCGAGGACGCGCUGCGAGGAGAGCUGAAGAGCGUCGCCAAGCUCACCCCGCACAGGGACCACGACGAGUACGGCUUCAAGAUCAUCCCCGACUACGAGGUGGAGGACAUGAAGCUGCUGGCCAAGAUCCAGGCUCUGGAGAUCCGCUCGCACAACCUGCUGCAUCAGGAGGCCGGAGAUCGCCCCCUGCUGGGCCGCUGGGCGCAGUACCUGGCCGGCCGCUCGGGCGACGACCUCUGUGCCUCGCCGGAGCUCAAGAGUCUGAUACGCGCCGGCGUCCCGCAGGAGUACCGGCAGCAGGUGUGGCGCUGGGUGGUGCGGGCCAGGACGCACUCCAUCAAAGACCACCACCCGCAGCGCUACACACAGCUGUGUGAGAAGAGCCGGACGUCCCCCCACCCGGCGUCCCGGCAGAUCCAGCUGGACCUGCACCGCACACUGACCACCAAUCAGCGCUUCUCCUCCCCCUCCAGCCCCGCCCUCCAGCAGCUCAGACGCAUCCUAUUGGCCUUCUCCUGGCACAACCCCGCCAUUGGCUACUGCCAGGGCCUCAACAGGCUGGCUGCCAUCGCCCUCCUGGUCCUGCAGAGUGAGGAAGACGCCUUCUGGUGCCUGGUGACGGUGGUGGAGGCCAUCAUGCCUCUGGACUACUACACCAAGAACCUGGUGGCCUCUCAGGCGGACCAGCGCGUGCUGAAGGAGUUCAUGGCCGAGAAGCUGCCGAGGCUGGCGGCGCACUUCGAGGAGCACAGCAUCGACGUCUCCCUCAUCACCUUCAACUGGUUCCUGGUGGUUUUCGUGGAGAGUUUGCCCAGCAACAUCCUCCUGCGGCUGUGGGACGCCUUCCUGUACGAGGGCACCAAGGUGAUCUUCCGCUAUGCUCUGGCUCUCUUCAAGUACAAAGAGGAGGACAUCCUGAAGAUCCACGACAGCGUGGAGAUCUACCAGUACCUGCGCUUCUUCACCAAGACCGUCUCUGACGGCAGGAAGCUGACCAGCAUCGCCUUCAACGACAUGAACCCGUUCCCCGGCCGGCUGCUGAGGAACAGGCGUGCGGUUCACCUGGAGCGCCUGCAGGGGGAGCUGCGCGAGCUGGAGGAGCAGCAGAAGGAGUUUGUCACGGAGAGCGCCGAGCGCAAAGACAAGGAGCUGGACACGAUGGUCAGCGAGGACGACGAGGAGCUCUAACGCUACACCGAACUUUAACACACUGAACUUUAACUCAUCCAGUGAAAAUCAACUCGGCACACAACGGUUUUUCAGCAGCGGAUCUGUUUUGUAUCUGUACAGGAAGCUGACAGGACAAACCGUUUUAAUGCUGCCCGCCACGGAGCAGCAGCGGUGAAGUGCCUUGCUCAAGGUCAAAUCAACAAGUCGUAUUUUUUUUAAGGCAAAGUGCCACUUAUAUCAUCUAUUAUGAUAUAAAUUAAGAAUUUGUUUCCAAAAGAUUAAUAUCAGCAGAAAAGGGCAGGAAAACUUUAGUCCACAAAAACAAAAGUUUGGAUUUAUUUACCUUCCAUCAUCACUACACUCACAGAAAGAUACAGCACAGGAUACACACAUUUCAGGAGGUUCUGGCACCCAAAAGUUAAUUAAUUGGAUUGUUCUCUGGCCUGAAGUAAGAUUCAAACAUGGAAACCUUCUCCUGUUUGACCACCUGUUGACCACGAGCUGUCUGCAGUGAUGAUACUAAAUCUCUGGGAAAAGUCCUCAUGCUUUGGUGAACUGGGUACGUUCAUGACAAAAAUGUGAGAAGAUGAUUCGCAAAAGUGAGUUUUGCAUAUAAUUUACCUGUACAUGACUGCACAGGAGGGCUCUCUGUCUGUCAGAAGGCUCUCCAUGUCAGAUCAUCACCUAUAGUUCAUGAAUUCUUGCCUCAGUCCAGAAAGAGGCCAAGCUGCACCUCUGACCCCAGCCAAUCAGCACACAGCGUCCUUCAGGAUGCAGCGUGACAUCCACAGGUGAUGCUGGAGGAGGUUCAGAACAUCAUCAGUCUGAUGCAAAAAACUCUGACCUUUAAGCCUAACUCAUGUUGGACUUUAUGUCGUCCACAACACAAAUCUCACUUUGGUGCUCAGUUUUCAUAGCUUUGUCAUUUCUGAGCUUACUUAUUGGCUUAUGAACUUCCAAAAACUUGCAGGUUCAAUCCGGACUAUAAGGCCUUGUUCAGACUCGAGAUGUGGCUUGGAUCUGAUUUUAGCAAAUCGGAUCCGGAUCUAUUCCAGCUGGCAUCCUCCUACGCUUCUGCUAACUCUUGCCACUAUUUUGUAGUCUCCGUUUCUGCAUUUUGGGCUUCGCGCUGACAAAGAUGAUUGUAAUGAUGGUUUAAAGAAAUACAAACAAGCCAGAGCGUUUUACCCCAAUAGCAGAACAAUCAAGGGUUCAGCCAGACCUUUCUCCAACAUACUUCUAAAACAAAGGAAAUAUUAAUUGACUAAAGGAAAAAGCCUCCCCCUGUCGCUCCUGCUGUUAAUUAUGUCUAGGCUGUUGAAGUUGUUCAACAGUUCAAGUAUCUGGUGACAGUAAUUGAUGAUGUUAACCCUCCAAACCAGUACCGCUGUUGUUGGUGCAAAGGCCCACCAGCGCCUGUACUUUUAUCAGAAGCUGAGAAGUUUUAAUGUUGACCCCACUUUUAUGAGAAUGUCCUAAUGAGUCUGUCUUUUAUCUGCUGCUUUGGGUCACUUACCUUGAAAAAGAGGAACAGGUUAGAUGGAGUGGUCAGAAUGUGCAGUAAAGUUGCAGACACAGAUCUUAAUGAGCAACCUGCCGAGACGCAGGACCAAGAGAUGUAAGAAUAUUAAGAGUGUGGAUUGGUGUGUGAAUUUACCACUGGCUGUGUAACAAAUUGCCCUUCAGAAUAAUUAAGACGACCUUGACCUUGAGCUUGACCUUGGUGUAGCGCUGAAACGAAGAUCUGCCUGGCCGUGCUCGGCUGCACCGUGACAUGACAGCGCUGUGGUUUGGCUCACACUGCACAUCAGAAAACGGCGUCAUCGGCGUACAUAGUUACUGAUGCCCAUGCAGAUAACAUAUUGGUGAUGUCUGGAUGCACAAAUCUGAUCGAUCGCCUGCAGCAGCAGUGUGGACUGUUUCUGUUAAAGAUCUGAUCUGAGAAACAAAUGUGAUUUGAACAAAGUGACACCCGCUCACUGUUACAAUAAAGCUUCUGCUGCUCGCUGUAGCAGCCUGAUCCAGUUUCACUUCACCUCUGGAGCUCUGGUGUCUUUUUUUUUAUCUAAAUCCAUUUUAAUUUGGUGUCAUCUUAAUAUCGUGCAGUCUGAAUUUUGCAAAAAUAAGGAGCCAAACAAGUGAAACGGAAGCCAGCAGUACCUUGACAUUUUGAAUUUCUGUCUGCUUUGUUUGCUAAGUUUUCACAUUAUCGGGUAAAAAAAACAAAACAAAACAAAAAGUUUGACUUAAUCUUUCACUGUUAAAAUGACGUUAGCAUUUCUCAUUUCGGUCAAUGGGUACUGUUAGCUCCAAGCUAAUGACUUUUUUUUUUUUUUUUUUUUUUUUUGCUUUUUUUUUUUUUUUUUUGGUCAUCAAGUAUUUUCGCAUAAGGAAAAUUUUUCAUUUAAACUCCGCAUUAACUGUUGAAACAGCACUUCUCCUUUAAAUGAAAAAGUACUGCUGUCUAGCAAUGCUAAUGCUAACAACCUGAAAUUCAAAAUAUCUUCUUUUAAAAACCAGCAGCACUGUAAAGGUUUAUGAGGCGGAAACGCUGCAUUCAGUUGUGGAUUUUAGAUAUGAAAGAAUACCAAAGGUGUGAAUAUGUAAAUGACGAAUGUUAACAUUAACGCUGUCAAAUGUUGCACAAAUGGCAAAGCUAACGUGUCCUCUUCAUAUGCUGAUGAUGCUACACUAAGUGUACUGAAUGGUCAAUAGUUGUUUAUUGAUGUCAAUUCUUCAAAUUUGUCGAUUUUUACUGUUCCUUUGAUUUUGUACAUAAAUAUCCUGUGUUUUUGUGAA
Messenger RNA from Myripristis murdjan (pinecone soldierfish), 6919 nucleotides. RefSeq names its product TBC1 domain family, member 2 (gene tbc1d2). The record is from RefSeq and is a predicted model, not a curated record. Gene Ontology annotation, biological process: regulation of GTPase activity. The coding region runs from base 146 to 4138 and encodes 1330 amino acids. Gene Ontology annotation, molecular function: small GTPase binding; GTPase activator activity. The transcript has 18 exons. Lineage: Eukaryota; Metazoa; Chordata; Actinopteri; Holocentriformes; Holocentridae.